Molecule: messenger RNA, 3113 nt
Organism: Electrophorus electricus (electric eel)
Lineage: Eukaryota; Metazoa; Chordata; Actinopteri; Gymnotiformes; Gymnotidae
Gene: tomm20b
Product: translocase of outer mitochondrial membrane 20b
Biological process (GO): protein targeting; intracellular protein transport; protein import into mitochondrial matrix
Cellular component (GO): mitochondrial outer membrane translocase complex
Molecular function (GO): transmembrane protein transporter activity
Source: RefSeq, a predicted model, not a curated record
UCCUCGAUCUCGUUACGUGAGGGUCAUGCACAAAAUCGUGUAACCGCAUUUUCGCCCUCAAAAACACUAUUUUCACUACAAGUGACUGUGCGUUGUUUGAAGUCAUGAUGGGCGGUAGGACGAGUGCAAUCGCCGCCGGCGUUGGUGCCGCGCUGUUCGUUGGCUACUGCAUCUACUUCGACAGGAAAAGAAGGAGUGACCCAAACUUCAAGAUCAAGCUGAGAGAACGGAGGAGGAAGCAGAAGGCAGCGAAAGAGAGAGCUGGAUUAUCAAGGCUUCCAGAUUUGAAGGAUGCUGAGGCUGUUCAGAAGUUCUUCCUCGAGGAGAUUCAACUGGGGGAGGAACUACUGGCACAGGGAGACUAUGAGAAAGGAGUGGACCACCUGACCAAUGCCAUUGCGGUGUGCGGUCAACCUCAGCAGCUCCUGCAGGUGCUACAACAGACCUUGCCUCCACCCGUCUUCCAGAUGCUUCUCACCAAACUGCCCACCAUCAGUCAGCGCAUCGUCAGUGCACAGAGUGUGAGUGAUGAUGACAUUGAAUAAGCGGAGGCCCUGUAUGUAUGACACUCUCCAGCAGAAUCUUCUCCCACCAGUUUUACUACUCCAUGGUGAAAUUGCUCUCCUGUUUCUUCCCAUCCACCUAAAAAAGAAACCGGCCACUCAAACCCCCUUGCAUAAAAUUCUUAAUUUUUCUUAAAAAGGCCAUAUGAGCCUGUAGGUUUUCCUGUGUUAAGAGUAUCAGUGUUUUUGAUACAUUUAUUACCUCUUAUCUUGACAUGGUCAAAUAACAAUGAUUUAGAGGCUGUCAACAAACGGCAGUUAAUGUUUUUGAAAUCUGUGAAAAUGAGGGAGGGAAAAAGAAUGCCCAUAUUUUCAGCUGCCUUUAUUACAUAGUAUGGCAUUUGUGGCAAAAUCAGUAAAUAUGUAGGGUGUUCUUUUACUGGCAAAGUUCGAGAGCAUGCAAAACAUUUACGAAACUCUCCCAGUUUUCUUUUGCUCUCAUGCAAAACACAUUUGUGAGGAUUCAAAUGUAUCCUGCUCUCACUUUGGGUUUGGCCUGUUCUGCUAAACCUGACACACACACACACACACACACACACACACUCAGGUAGAUCCUGUUCUUGCUCACACUUGCUCUUCCGUUUGGGGAUUCAAAUUUAACCUGUGUGCUCACAAAAUGUCUGUUCUCUUGCUUUUGGAUUUUCUUUUCAACAAUGCUGUCAAAAGUCCUCCUCCAUUUGGAUGGGGUUAAGGGGUUACUGACGCUCCCCAGAGUUCCAGUGCCAGCAUUGGUUGGGAAAAGCACAGUAAACACACAAAUGCUGAAACAAGGUACAGAUUGAUUGACCGAGUUACUGGCAUAGGGUAAGGUGAGUGUAUACGGUAAGGCGACCUAUAAAAGGUGAUUAAUGCAGACUUAAGACAUCUACAGCUGCACUGGGCUAGUUUUUCUAUGUGGAUUAGCCAGCUUUAACUGGGACACAUUAUUCUUUACAAUCAUCAUGCAUACAAAACAAAUUAAUAAAGCUAUGUUUUAGUUAUUUAAUGCAUUCAUAAUGCUUUCUUUGUGAAGUUGAGAUAGUCAAGCCCAGGGGAAGAUUAGCUGACAUCAUUCAGCAAUCUUUAAAACUUGAUGUGUAACCAAGACCUACAGAGAGUAAUUAGCCAUACAGGCCCAGCAGAUAGCAAAGACAUCUCAGAACUAACUGGCUAGCUUUAUAUAUGUUUACCCAGUAUAUUGCCUAACAUUACAGGCUCUUUGCCAGCUAUAUCUUGUAUAUGAUGUAACCAUGUAGCCAAACGUGGCUAUACUGGCGAGAUGAUGAUAAUAGCUGGAUAAUUAUGUCCCAGUUAACUGUAAGAAGCAGCAUAAACUAAAUUGAUAGAUUAAGGUUAUUGAACUUUUGUUAGCUAGAUGUCGUCUUGAGUAAAUCUGGCUAAUUGUUAGCUUUAAUGUUUCGCAUUUGCUGUGCCACCUUUUGAAUAUAAAAAUGCUCCAUCUGGAUGGAGGGAUAUUUAAUAUAUAUAUAUAAAAAUAAAAUGAGAGAGAUGAAUGAGUGUGCACACACUGAGUAAUGAAUUGUUACUCUUGACCUGUCCAAUAGGGCCAAAAGUGUCACAGGACAAGUUUGAGCGUGCAUGCACAUUCCCCAAACAAAAGAAUAGCAAAUUUGUGCAAGAGUAGGCAGUAUUUGAGAGUGCAAGGGAAGUUUUGUACUAGAGAAUUGUUGAUUUGAUUGAGAAAAUAGCUACGUGUUUUGCACGAGAUGAAAGGUUCGUGAAUCAUGCUCUAUACUUAUGGCAGUACAAAAGAAUGCCAUAAAUAUGCACUGAACUAUUACUGCACAUGGUUCACAGUUGCUUCUCUGCUGUAGACAAAAUGUUUACAUUGUCUGGUCCUGUGGUUUUCAGUCCCAUGCCUGGGGAACAAAUAGAUCAACAUUUUUGUAUUAACCUCCUCAAUUAUCCAAGGGUGCUGGGGCAGUGUAAAAGGUUGAUUGUAAGGCCCUAUGACUGACAGGGGCCCUAAAAAUCCUUGGAACAUCAAGUACUCCCCUCGCCUUCACUGUGGCCCAGUGUGACGUAUUUUCAUGGUGCCCAAAUUGCCUGGUGAUGCCUCUACCAGUAUCCUUGAUAAAGGGCUUCAUAAUUACCUGAACUAAAUCAAGUUUUGUGGGAUUGGGCAAAUGGAUAAAUUAAUCCAUUUGGGAUUGAGAACCCUGGUUUUAUCAUUAUCAAGAAUUCUUAUUUUAAAAAGGUCAAGAAAGUAGGGUGUAAAAUUAUAAAACUGAGUUAGCAAGGUAACAUCGAUGCAUGGAGCUGAACAAUGUUGCCUUUGGUGCAGCUCAAGGGUACCUAAACUUGUGUUCCAUGGGAGUGCAUUGCUGCAGCACCAUCUUGCAAAUUCAGCUUUGCAGCACAUCCCCUGGGCCUAUAGAGAAGUCAGUGUUUUAUUCAUGUGUCAAGUUAUUUUUUAAAAUACUGUAGUGUCAUGCAUUAUUUGCUUGAGGCUGCAGUAAUUUUGAAGGUGUUGGAGUAUUGCUCUUGCUAAGGUCCUUUGUAAUGAGUGUUUUUGUUUUUAAACAAACAAUAAAAGCCUGAUGAAACUGA